AUGCCGGCCGAAAGGCGCUCUCUGCGAUCAAACAACAAAUCCGACUCCUCAUCUACUAACGGUGAAAAGGCAAACUCAACGGCACCCACCACUCGUGCCGCCGCCAACAAGGCCAAGUCAGCUCCGACCAAGAAAGACGCAAAGGGCGCAUCAAACGACAACAUGGGGGAAGAUGACCAGUCGCAUAAGGAUGGAUCGAAGUCCACCAAGAAUGGUGUGAAUGGAUCCGAAGAUGUCGAGAUGGGAGAGGGUACGGCAGGUGCGCCUACAUCCUCAUCCAACGCCAGCAAGGGCCGCAAAAAUGACAAGAUGACUGUUGUAGUGCCCCCAACCAAGGGUUCCAGAUCAUCCGGCAAGGAUAAGGAGGAGGACGUGACCAUGGAUGGUGCGGAGGAUGGUGAUGCUGAGAACACGGAGCCGGAAGUCGACCCGACAACGAAGGCUAUUCAAGGUUUGUCGAAUCUCCUUCCUUGUCCAGAAGAAGCCCAUAUCUCUAACGUGAUUUCCUGUCUGUUCCGCGCGGGUUUAGACAUCAAGACCAAUUUCACCUUGCUCGAGCGUGCCGUCGCCCACUUUGACCCCAGAUUCACCCUCCGUGUCCUGCGAUCCAUAUCGUCGAUGCGGAAACACCUCACCCCGGAGGUCCUCGCCGAAGUCAUUGUGGAAACUUAUCCCGAAUCUAGCUCGACCGCCUCGUUCCUGCUUGAAGCUCUUGGGCAAACCAAGGCCUACGAGAAUGCUCUAGCGAGCUCGGAGAUGGAGGUGGACUCGGAGAAGAAGGCUGCCCCCAAGGAAACACUCGCCGAGGUGGAUGUGUAUCUCUCGAUUCUCGUACAGAUCUACCUGUUCGACCAACGUGAGAUCCAGAAGGGAGUGCAGUUCUCCACAAGCUUGAUUGAGCGCCUGCGAGCACUCAAUCGUCGCACCCUAGAUUCUCUGGCUGCCCGUGUGUACUUCUACUACUCUCUCUUCUUCGAACAAUCCGCCCCGCUUCCUCCUUCCCCCGCAGCGGCAGUGACUACCAUUCGUCAGCCAUUGCUGGUCGCCCUGCGCACAGCCGUGCUCCGAAAAGAUGUUGACACGCAGGCUACUGUGAUGACUCUGUUGCUUCGCAACUACUUGUCUACAUCUCAUAUCUCACAGGCAGAUCUCCUGAUCUCGCACAAUCCGUUCCCUGUCGCUGCGUCUAACAACCAGAUUGCUCGCUACAUGUUCUACCUUGGUCGCAUCCGUGCCAUCCAGUUGCAGUAUACGGAGGCCCACGGCCAUCUGAUUGGGGCUACCCGCAAGUCGCCUGCUAGCCAGGUUGCUCGUGGAUUCUACCAGGCCUCUCACAAGCUGUUGGUCGUUGUCGAGCUGUUGAUGGGUGAUAUCCCAGACCGUGCCAUCUUCCGCCAGCCAGCUUUGGAACGGGCCAUGCACCCCUAUUUGCUGCUCGCUCAGGCAGUCAGUGUCGGUGAUCUGGAUGGAUUCCUCAACACUGUCAACACCCACAGUGAGACUUUCCGCAAGGAUGGCACAUACACCUUGAUCCUGCGCUUGCGACAGAAUGUCAUCAAGACCGGUAUUCGCAUGAUGUCGCUCUCUUACUCCCGAAUCUCCCUGCGGGAUAUCUGCCUUCGUCUCGGACUUGACAGUGAAGAGUCUGCUGAGUACAUUGUGGCCAAGGCUAUCAGGGAUGGCGUCAUUGAGGCCACGCUUGACCACGAGCAUGGAUUCAUGAAGAGCAAAGACGUGGGUGAUAUCUACGCUACCAGAGAACCCGGCGAAGCCUUCCAUGAGCGUAUCCGCGCCUGCCUUGCUCUUCACGACGAGAGUGUCAAGGCCAUGCGCUUCCCUAUGAAUCAGCACCGCCUGGAGCUCAAGAGUGCCCAAGAAGCCCGUGAACGGGAGCGGGAGCUUGCCAAGGAGAUACAGGAGGGAGACAUGGAUGAUGAGGAUGCUGGCGGUGAUUUUGAUGCUAUUUAA
Penicillium bovifimosum is the source of this 1968-nucleotide messenger RNA. RefSeq names its product proteasome regulatory particle lid subunit RPN3. Gene Ontology annotation, cellular component: proteasome complex; proteasome regulatory particle, lid subcomplex. The transcript has 2 exons. Gene Ontology annotation, biological process: ubiquitin-dependent protein catabolic process; regulation of protein catabolic process. The record is from RefSeq and is a predicted model, not a curated record. Gene Ontology annotation, molecular function: enzyme regulator activity. Bases 1 to 1968 code for a protein of 655 amino acids. NCBI's taxonomy places the organism in Eukaryota, Fungi, Ascomycota, Eurotiomycetes, Eurotiales, Aspergillaceae.